Plasmodium falciparum 3D7 is the source of this 8703-nucleotide messenger RNA. RefSeq lists its product as uncharacterized. The record is from RefSeq and is a predicted model, not a curated record. Gene Ontology annotation, biological process: adhesion of symbiont to host cell. Gene Ontology annotation, molecular function: host cell surface receptor binding. Gene Ontology annotation, cellular component: membrane. NCBI's taxonomy places the organism in Eukaryota, Apicomplexa, Aconoidasida, Haemosporida, Plasmodiidae.
AUGAGAUAUUAUAUUGAAAGUCUCGAGGGAAAUAAAAACACGUGGAUUGCUCACAAGAAUAUAUUAAAAAUCGGAAUAAACAAAAGAACAGAUGAAAGAUCUAACACAUCAUAUGAUAUAAUAAGAUAUAAUAAUGAUUAUUUUUGGAAAUGGAUAAGAGUACUAAAUUAUGAGAUAAAAAAUGAACUAUGGAAUAAUCCUAGUUAUUUAAUAUUACACAAAUAUUUGACAUAUGAAAAUAAAAGUAAUAUACAUGAUAUAUCGAAAAAUGGAUUAACAGAAAUUACAAGAAUGAAUAAAACAAGUAAAGGAAGUGAAAGUACUAAUUACCGAAUUAAACGAACUACUAAAGAAGUUGAAGGAAGACAUAAUAUUAUAGAUAUUAAUUUGAUAAAGAAUAAAAAUUAUUAUAUCUGGAGGGAACUUCAAAAAAACGUUUUGGAGUAUAUGCUGAAAUAUAAUUCCGAUAAAAAGAAUUAUUUUCAUAUGUCAUUUGAAUGGAAUACUAUUAUUAAUAGUUUUUUAGAAGACGAAUUAAAAAUAAAGAUAAAAGAAAAAGAUAGGAAAAUAGAAGAGAUACUAAAAAAAGGAGACUUGCCAUAUAUCCAUCUUAAUAUAGACAUAGAUAAAUUUAUAAAAGAAAAAUUAAAAGAUAAAACAAAAAAUAAUAUAAAAGAAGAGUUAUUAAAAAAGAAAAUAGUUCAAAAUGGUAUUUGUGAUAUUCUUACUAUUGAUAAAUCAUUAGUACCUGUAAGAAGACAAACAUUAAAUACAGAUAAUAUUUUACCAAAAUUAAAAGAUAUAUAUAAUAAAUAUAAAAAGAAUCAUAAAAAAAAAAAUAUUACUAAAACGUUAAGAGAAAAAAUUAUGAAAGAUCUCGAAACAGUGAUAUCCGAAAAAAUAUAUAUAAAUGAUGAGGUUAAAAACAUUGAACCUAUUACUAGUUUUGAUGAUUACAAAAAAUAUUGUAAAGAUUUAUAUAGGAAUAUGAACGAUUUGAAGGAUAUAUUUUUUACAAAUGACAUUGUAGAAGAUGGGAAAACAAAAGAAAUACAAUGUAUUAUAAAAAGUAUUCGUGAAAUAGUCGGAAUCGAUUAUUUUAAUAAUUAUAUGGAAAGGAUAAAAAUAAAGGAAAUGGAGGAAUUAAAAGAAUAUGAAAAAAUCAAUUUAUUAAAUGGUUUGAAAGAAAUUGAUGAGUUGGAUAAAUCUAUAAUUUCUGAUAAACUUGCAUGUGCAUAUUUUUAUAAGGAUGAACAUACCUAUCCUCAAUGUUUUAGGUUCUUUAAAGAAUGGUUAGAAGACGUUUCAAACGAAAAAAUGAAAUGGGAGAUAUAUUUAAACCAAAUAAAAGAUGAUGGCAAGAAUCAAUAUGAAAUGUAUUUACAAAUGUAUCAAGCGUAUUUAUAUGAUGCUAGACAAAUCUACAACAUUUUUGAAAUAACAUGUAACGAUGAAAAAUAUUCUGGAAAAAUAAAUUCUGAAGAAUAUUCAAAGAUAAUGUAUAACAUUUGGAAUAGUUUAAAUAUCAAUACACCACAUGAUAUUUAUAAUUUUUUUAAGAUACCCAAAUAUUUGUUAUAUGAAGAGGGACCUCGGGAGGUAAAGGCUGAUUUAAAAUCAGAGGAGCAUAAAACUAGAAGAAGAGGUAGUACAGCUAAUAAUAAUGAUGAUGAAGAAAGGAAUGGAUAUUUAGAAAGUCGUAUAGAAUUAUAUAAAAAUCAUAAUGUAGUACCACAUCAUAUUAAUGAAGAUCUUAGUUUAGAUUUGCCUACAAUAUUUGCACAUUUGAUUCUUUUUAAUGAAAAAGAAGCUAAAGAUAUGUCAGACCAUAUAAUUUCCCAACAAAAACGUUAUUGCUCUACCAAUAUUCAUAGUAAUUAUAAUAAUAAAAUAUGUAUAUGUAAAAAUAAGCGACAUCAUAACAAAAGAGGGAAAGGAAUAAAGCAUCCUGACAUACAUCAAAAGGAAGACGAGAUAAAUAAGUGGGAUAAAAUGAUUAAGAAAAAUAAGAAAACCUAUUAUUUACCUGAAGGGAUUUAUGUACCUAAAAGGAGACAAGAAAUAUGUACAAGAUAUUUUAAAGAAAUAGAUUUUAGUAAGAAUAAUGAUUUGAAAAAACAAUUAUUAAAAGUUAUAAUAAAAACAUGUGUUGUUGUUACUAACAAUUUGUUACAGAAACGUGAAGGGGGGAAUCUUCAUAAAAUCAUCAGAGAUAUUAAAAAUUGUUUUUUUGAUAUAAGAGAUAUUGUUAUAGGUUUAGAUAUGUGGGAAAAUAAUCAUGAUGGAUAUGUUGAACCGAUAAUAAAAAAAAUAUUUGAAGAAGGGAAAAAUGAUAUGGAAAGGGAUCGAGUUUUAUGGUGGGAAUUACAUAAAAAAAUUAUAUGGGCAGGAAUGAUUAAUCAAAUUGAAAAGGAAAGUAAAGAAAAAGAAAAAAAACAAGAGAAUGUAUAUAUUGAUAUAUCUUUUCCAAAUAACGAAAUGGAUCAGUUUUUUAGAUGGUAUAUAGAAUGGACAGAACAAUAUUGUGAUCAGAAAUUAUUAAAAAUGAAAGAAUUAAAUAAACAAUGUUAUAAUAAUAAAAAAUAUAUGGUGUGUAAUAAAAAAUGUAGGAACAAAUGUGCACAUUUUCAUAAAUGGAAUGAUAAAAAGGAAAAAGAAUGGAAUGAGCUAGCCAAAAAAUUUGAGAACAUGAAAAAUGAAGGUAAUUAUAAAUAUAUGAAUAAUUUUACUCCAGAAAUAUUUUUAUCAUUAAAUUGUAAGACAUGUGAAUGUAUACCUAAAGAAGGGAAAUUAUUUGAACCGAAUUAUGAUGAAUAUGUUGAAGUAUGUAAGGCAUGUCCACACAAAAAAGUAAUUGAAAAAAAAAUGGAGCAGAAGAUAGAAAGUGAAAGUGGGGGUGAAGGUCAAGUUAGGUCGAGACGUAGGCGUGAUACGCCUCCUAUGAUAAUUGUAAAACCAAGUAAAGAAAAUUUUAAUGAAUUAAUCAAUGUGAAGUGUGAAGAAAAGUAUAACACUAAAUUGGAAUGUAAUAAAAAUCCAUAUAUUCAUAGUGUUUGUUAUAUGAUUACUGGAAUUGACAAAACAUCAAAUUGUCCAAAAAAAAAAUUUGAAAUUGUAGAUUUAGAUACUAAAUUUACUGAAUUUAAUAGUAAUUCUCAAAAUGAAAAAUAUGGUGUAUAUUAUCCUCCACGAAGAAAAGAAAUAUGUCUUGAUGUUGUCAAUAAUAUGUUUACAGAUGAUACAUCCAGUUGUUUAAUAGAUGCCUUUGCUUCUGUGGCUAAGAAAGAAGGUGAAUUAUUAUGGGACAAAUAUGACGAUAAGGAUAAAGCUAUGAUGGCCAUAAGAAGAAGUUAUGCAGAUUUAUCAGAUAUUAUCAAAGGUACAGAUCUGUGGAUCAACGACGAGCACACCGCAAAAGCGAAUGAAAAAAUAAAAGAAGUAUUUCAUUUAGGUGGAGAAAAAAGAGGGGAUGGAAUGACACGUAAAAGGUGGUGGGGUAAAUAUAGGAAGGUAAUUUGGAAAGGAAUGUUAUGUGGAAUUCAAAAUAAGGUUAAAGACGAAAUUUCAAAAGAAGGAUUAUGUUUUAUUCAUGAUGAUUUUGAUGAAAUACCUCAAUCAUUGAGAUGUUUUGUUGAAUGGACUGAACAAUUUUGUGAGGAAAGAUUAAAAAAAAUUCAGGAAUUUAAGAAGAAAGUGGAUGAAGAAAACAAACCUAAAAGUUGUAAAGAAUUAGAAUCAUGUAAUGCACCAACUGGAGAAUCAUGCAGAGAAGCAUGCAAAUCAUACAAAGAAUGGACAGAUAAAAAAUUUAAAGAGUACAACCAACAACUUAAUAAAUACAAUUAUGAUAAAAAUAAAGGUAAUUAUGAUGCUAUAGACGAUGCUAAUAGUGAUAGCGCUAGUCAAUAUUUAUUAAAAAAAUGUACAAAAUGUAAUAUGAAAGAUAUUGACAAAGAAGCAUUUGGAUAUCCUGAAGGGUACGAAAGUAUAUGCAAAUGUUUUGAAACUAAUAUUGAGAUAAAAAUAAAUGAUUCCGAGGAAAGUUCUGUUGGAAGGGAAGAAACUCAAAAAGAUAUGGCAGGUCAAGAAGAUAAUAGUGCACCGGAUAUAACUACGCAAGAUGUAUCUCCUACAAAUUCGACAAUAGAUGGAAGUGAGAAUGGGAAUAAGGGGAUUGGACACAUAUCUGUUGAAAAAAAUGACCUUUUGAAUGUUAAAGUUCCAACCUUCUUAACAGCCUUAGGUGGUAUAAUUCUUUUAGUAACAUUAUUAUACCGGUAUACCUUUUUGGGCUUAUUGUUUGGAAGAAAAAAGAAAGAUGUUAAGAAAAAAAAGAUCGAUAUGAUAAAUAUAUUACACAUUCCUACAAAUAAUUAUAGCAUGCCAAAUGAAAAAGAUAUAAACAGUUAUGAAUUUUUUGGAUCUGAACCUAUUGAAUUAUAUGAUGUAAAAUCUAAUAAGAAUUGUGUUAUAACUAGCCAAUCUUAUAUUUGUAUUGAAAACCCGCAUGCUGCCAUAGUAUCCGAAAGAGAGCAAAGAAUAUUAGAAGAAUCCAGUGAUUCAGAUACUUAUUAUGAAGAUGAAGAAAUGUAUUUAGAGAAUAUGUUUCUAGGUAAUAAGAAUCCAAAACAUAGAACAUUAAUUGAAAUAUAUUUGGAAAAGAAUAAAGAUAUGAACAAUUCAGAAGAUUGGUCAAAGAGAAAGGUUCCAAAGAAUACUACAUGGUUUGAAAUAUAUAUGAAAGGAAAGGAUAAUGGCGAAGAGGAUAUUAAUAUAAAAAAUGAUAAAGAUAAAAUUGGUGAUAAUAAUAAGUAUGAUAGUAUGUAUUAUGAUGAUUAUGAUCAAUAUAAUAGUAUUGAUUACAAUAAAGAUAAUAUGGACGAUUACGUUUAUGAUGAACCUAACAAAUGUAAUGAAGAAGAAAACAUAGGAAAUAUGGAACAUUUACAUGAUAUAUUGAAAAAGAAUACAGAUGAAUUAUUAGAUAUAUUUAUUGAGAGUUAUAAUAGAAAAUUGUGUCAAGGUGAAUAUGACAUGAAUGAAUAUAAUAAUAUUUUAUACAUUUUAGAAAAUAAAAAUAAAACAAAAGAAGAUGAUCAGAAUGAUGUUGUUCAUGUGAGAGAAGAUAAUAAAAAUGAUAUGCAUGAGGAAAUUACGAAAAGGGUGGAAGAUACUUUGAGUAAUAAUAUAUGCGAUAAGAAAAAAAAGAAAAAGAACAAAAAGAAGAAGAAGAAGAAAAAUAAAAAUAUAUCAAUAUGUAAAAAUACAUGUGAUCAAAAAUUGUUAUGGGAAGAAUGGUUUAAUCGUAAAAAUGAAGACUUUCUUAAUUCUAUGAAUGAAGAAUAUACGCAUAUUAAUUUAAAUAACUUUAUACAUAAUAAUAACCAUGAUAAUGACGAAAAUUAUACAUUAGAUCAGGUGGAAGGAUAUCCUAUGACUAGUUAUCAAAAUAAUAUAUACAAGGAUUUUUUAGAAAAGGGAGUUCAUUAUUUCGAAGACAUAAAUAAUAUACUGAAGGGUAACCUAAAUGACGAUAAAACACAUAAUGGUAAUUAUAAUGGUGAUGAUAUUAUGAAUAAUAAUAAUUAUUAUGAUGAAGAUUAUGCACAUGAUAAGUAUCUCGGUUUGACCAAUGGAAAAAGAAAAUAUAAAAUAUUGUGUGAAGAAACACGAGAAGAAUGGAAUGUUAUGAAUGAUGGAGAUGAAGAUAAAAAGAAAGUGAACACACCUUUACUAAAAGUAAUACCACUUAAUGAUAUCAUAAAUGAAAUGAAAGAGGAUAAAAAGAAUGAUAAAAUGAGAAAGGAAGAUGUGAAUAAAAGUAGUGUCAAAAAGGAAAAUAAAAAAUGGUCAGGAAAUAGUAAUGAUAUUGAAUAUGUUGAUGAUAGUAAUGAGAGUGAUAAGAGUGAUGAUAAUGAUGAGAGGGAUGAUGAUGAUGAUAGUAAUGAUAAUGAUGAGAGUGAUGAUAGUAAUGAGAGUGAUGAGAGUGAUGAUAAUGAUGAGAGUGAUGAUGAUGAUGAGAGGGAUGAUGAGAGUGAUGAUGAUGAUGAGAGGGAUGAUGAGAGUGAUGAUAAUGAUGAUAGUAAUGACAAUGAUGAGAAUAAUGAUAGUAAUGAGAGUGAUGAUAAUAAUGAGAGUGAUGAUAAUAAUGAGAGUGAUGAUGAUGAUGAGAGGGAUGAUGAGAGGGAUGAUAAUGAUGAUAAUGAUGAUAGUAAUGAGAGUGAUGAUAGUAAUGACAAUGAUGAGAGUAAUGAUAGUAAUGAGAGUGAUGAUAAUGAUGAUAAUGAUGAUAGUGAUAAUAGUAAUGAUAGUAAUGAGAGUGAUAAUAGUAAUGAUGGUAAUGAGAGUAAUGAUAGUGAUGUUUGUGAUGAUAGUAAUGAGAGUGAUGAUAAUAAUGAUAGUCAUGAUAAUGAUGAGAGUAAUAAUAGUAAUGAUAGUGAUGUUUGUGAUGAUAGUAAUGAGAGUGAUGAAAGUGAUCAUAGCAACGAUUGUGAUGAUAGUAAUAAUAGUAAUGAUUGUGAUGACAAAAAGUGCACAUUAAUUAUUCCUCCUAAAUAUCAUAAUAGUAAUAUAAAAGAAAGUAAAAAGUAUAAUCCAUAUGAUAUUAUAUCACCCAAAAUAUAUAAUGAAAUAUUAGAAAAUGAUGGAUAUAACAAUGUUUGUUUUUAUGAUAAAAAAGAAGAAAAUAGAAUAAAAGAAAAUGCUGAUUGUACUUCAGAUGAUAAUAAUUGUAAUUUAAAAAAUGAUGAUUUUUCUAACUAUGAUAAAGUUAAUUAUGAUAGUAAUAAAGAUUUGAAACCUUUAAAUAUUUCAGAUGUGAUAAAUAUAUGUGACAUUUGUAAUGAUAAAAAAAGAAAAUGUAACAAUCUACCUUGUGAUUGUAUCUUAUGUAAAAAAAAGCACAAUGUUUGUUAUUGUAAUAUGUGUAAAAAGAAAGAAAAAAAUAUGAGAGAAGAUUUAUCGGUUGUAAAAUAUAAUGAAUAUCCGAUUAGUGUGUCUGACCCUUUGAAUCUCUUAUAUUUUUUAAUAUCUCGAAAAAUUUGGAAAGCUGUAAAAUAUUUUUUCUUUUUUUAUUAUUUAUUCAAGUAUACCCUUUUGAAAUUAUUCUUUGAACGAUCUAGAAAAAGGCCAACACAACAAAUUAUUAUUACAAGGAAAAAAGAAAAAACUCAAGAGAUAUGUUUUCAUCCCAUGAAAAAAGAAAAUAAAGAGGUAUAUGGGAAAUGUAAAGAUGAAUCCCAUAUGAUAGAUAAGAAAAAAUGUAUGUGUGUUGAUUGUAAUUAUAAGAAUUGUAAUACUCCGUCAGAUAUUCAAAAUGAAUGUAUUUGUUCAAAAAUAAAUGAAGAUAGAAAUAAUGAUAUGAUAAACAUAUCUGAAAUAUAUUAUCGUUUCAUUAAAUUUAUAACAAUGAUUGAAAUAUAUUUGUGUGUAAUAGAGGAAAUUAAAAGGGAAGAAUGGGAAAAAAAGGAACCAAACUUUUUCAUAAUUUUUGUAGAAGAAAUUGAAAAAAUGAACGAUAUAAAAGAUGAUAUAAAUAAUAAGAACAACGAUGCUAUUAUAUUCUAUGGUCACCGAGAUAAGAAAAAAAAAAGAAAAAAGAAAAAAAAGGAAAUAAAUAAUUGUGAUGAGAAUUGUAAUAUUAAUUCCAAAUAUAACAUAAAAGAUAAUGAAGAAAAAGUUAAUAAAAUAAAAAAAAAAUAUGAAAGAGGGGGGAAAAAAAAAGUGAAAAUUCCUAAAAGUAAUGAACAAUUAAUUGAUGAGUGCUUAAAAAAAAGAAAUGAUUUAAUGAAGAAUAUUUAUGAUGAAAAGAUACAUAGAAGGAAUCAUAAAUGGUAUGAUGAAAAAAAUGAAAAAAGAGAAGAAACAAGGAAGAAAAAACAAUUAAAUGAGUGUAAUAAUAAGGAUUAUUACUUUCCACUGGAAAAUAAAAGAAAUGUUAUUUUUUUAAAUAUAUUCAAUAGAUAUAAUAAAAUAUGGAAAGAAUUAAUAAACAAAAAGAACUGUAUGUUGGAAUUGUGGAGAAAAGAAAAAUGGUUCCAAGAAUUAAAAGAAAGAUGGAUAAAUGAAGAAAAAUAUAUUUUAUAUGAACAAGAAAAAGAUAAAGAUAAAGAUAAGGAAAAAUGCCUGAACGAGUCAGGUGAUAAAAAUGAAAAUUUGCACACAGAAAAAAAAAAAAAAAAUAUAAACAGUAUAAGAGAUAAUAAUAAUGAUUAUUAUGAUAAUGUUGAAAACAGAUUUUUAAAAAGGAAAGAAAUAGCAUGGAGAAUAAUUAUACAAAACAUUUUAUUAAAUAUAGAAAUGUGGGAUAAGUAUGAAUGGUUUAAUGUGUUAGUAGAAGAAAAAGCAAGCUCAUUUGAUAUUUUCCAGUUGUUUGAUUUUAAAAAUGAUGUAUAUUUUUUAGAUGAUAAUUUGUUCGACAAGGAUAUGGUAUAUUGUACAAGUACCAACAAUUAUGGCGUUAUGGGAAAUGAUAAUGAUGAUGAUAAAAUAAUAAAAAUACAAAAUUUAAAUGAGAAAUUAAAAAAUGGAAAAGCUGAAUUUAAAGAUAUAUUAUUAUAUUUAUAUACUUACAUGUUGGAUGAUUGUCAAAGAGAUGAAUUAAUAAAAGAGAAGGAAUUGUUUUUAAAAAUAUGUACAGAAGAGAUAAUAAAAAAGGAGGAAGGAAAUGAAAAAAAUAAUAUAUAUACACAUCAAAAUAUUUAA